Magnolia sinica is the source of this 4424-nucleotide messenger RNA. Its product is annotated as pumilio homolog 5. Gene Ontology annotation, molecular function: mRNA binding. Lineage: Eukaryota; Viridiplantae; Streptophyta; Magnoliopsida; Magnoliales; Magnoliaceae. The coding region runs from base 754 to 3930 and encodes 1058 amino acids. Gene Ontology annotation, cellular component: cytoplasm. Gene Ontology annotation, biological process: post-transcriptional regulation of gene expression. The transcript has 13 exons. The record is from RefSeq and is a predicted model, not a curated record.
GUUUUUCGAGCAGAGAAAAGCCUCGAGACGGAACCCAGUGCUCUCUCUGUCUCUCUCUCUCUCUCAGCUGGAAUUCCAGAAAUCUCGAAUCCCUGGUCGAUUUUCUACGAAUUCAAGCUUAAUAUUCAAGAGUUAGGGUUUCUCAGAUGCUAAAAUCAGGUUCUCUGCUUCAGUUCGGAGAUUGAGUUUUUAUUUGUUUUGAAGCGGUGGAGAAUGGGUUUAUCUUGCUGUAUGCUAUCUGAAGAAUCUGUAUUGCAGCAGCCGCAUUUUCUAUGGUUUUUGUUCUGAUUAAUUGCCGGUAACGGGGUUUUUGGUUGGAGGAGUUUGGUCACUAUGGAAGGGAGCUUAGGUUGCCUGUUUGGGACGUUUGAAUAAUCUAUAUUGCUAAACGGUUGCUUAUGUGGUUGCUAUACUUUUAUCUGUGACUGGAUUGUCCUGGUUCUAUUUCUCGUUGAAGGAGGUCGUUUUAGAGGUCUCAUUGCCAACUAUAACUAUGACUUACAUUUUUCAAAGAGUGACCUAGCUUUGUUACCUCUGAGAUUUCAAGUUAUCUUCCGAUGAAGGUUCUGUCUGGCCUGUUUAUCUUGUUUGUGGGGCGGACAUUUCUCUCUCCUGUUUCUUUGUGUCAAAUUCGGCUCUAGUUUUGCCAUAAUAUUAGCAAAUGAUCAAAGAGUGGUGUAGUCGAGUUGCUUUUAUGGUAAAUAUGUGAAGUGUAUUAUUGCUAAGAGGGAUAUUUACUCAUUUUCAAGAGGAAUGACAACUGAGAUUCCGAUGAGAUUGGUGGGAAGUGGUGGAGCUAGUAAUUGGCAUUCAUCUAAGGAGGCCACAGCAUUAACAUCAUCAUCAAAUAAUAUGGCAGCACAGGAGCUGGGGUUGCUUUUGAGUGAGCAUAGGUUUCAGGCUAAUGGGAGGGACAUGGUCCCCAACCGGAGUGGAAGUGCACCACCAAGCAUGGAAGGAUCAUUUGCUUCUAUUGGGAACCUUUUUGGUCAGCAGAAAUCCAGUCUGGUAGAAAGCCUGACGAGUUUAAACAAUGCAAUAGAAAACUGUGAGUCUGAGGAGCAACUCCGUGCUGAUCCGGCCUAUGUAGCAUACUAUUGGGCAAAUGUCAAUUUGAACCCGAGACUUCCCCCGCCUCUCAUCUCACGAGAGAACCGACAUUUAGCACAUCGCAUUGGUGGUUUUGGAGAUAAUCGGAGGUUGACUUCUUUUGAUGAAAGUAGCAGCAGAUCUUUGACUCGUGAUGUCCUCUCUACUCACAAGGAGGAGUCUGAGGAUGAGAGGUCGCCUAGACAGGCUUCUAGUGAUUGGGCAGAAAAGAGUACUGGGUUUCUAUCGAGACAGUACACGAGAUCAUUGACAGGCCGCCAUAAAAGUCUGGUGGAUUUGAUACAGGAAGACUUUCCUCGCACUCCAUCUCCUGUAUAUAAUCUGUCUCGUUCCUCAAGUCAUGCAGUAACAGAGGAAGCAGUUGAUGCAGAUGCCCAAGUAAACCCUACACAUGGUUCUCCUAUCAACACAGCUUUAGUACAGGAGCUGAACACAGCCACUGCAGGCAUUCAUGGGGCUUCACCUUCACUGGGUGUACAUUUUAUUGGAUCGUUAGCAAGCAGUGAUCCUUCUCCUGAAGUACCUCUUCCAAGCUCAUCAUCUGCUGACAUGACUGGAAGCCUUCCUGGCCUCGAAAGAGAAGCAAGUAGUGAAGAUGCUCAUUUGGACGAUUCCGCCUUAAGUAGUGGUGUGGCUGGUUCGCACAUUAAUAGUAUUGAAGCUGAAAUGAAGGGUCUUAGCAUAUCUAACCUAACCAAUGCAGAGGGGCAUAGAAGUAAUCAAGAACGGCAACAUCUGCAGCAGAGUAAUCCGCGACACCAGUUGCAUCCGCAACGAGGCGCUAAUAAAGUUCAAGGUGUCCACCCCCAAAUGAUUUCUCAAGGAAUGCACCACACCUACAAUACCAUGGAUCAUUUAUCUCUUGGCCCCAACAAGUUUUCCUCGGUUGAGGUACAACCUGUACUUCAGACCUCUGGAAUGACUCCCCCUUUGUAUGCAACUGCAAGUGCUUAUAUGGCCUCUGGAAAUCCUUUUUACCCUAAUUUGCAACCUUCAAGUCUAUUUGCUCCCCAGUAUAGCAUUGGUGGAUAUGCUUUAAAUGCCACACUUAUGCCACCAUUUGUAGCUGGAUACCCACCACCCACUGCUAUUCCUAUGGCUUAUGAAAAUCCUGCUGGUCCAAGCUUUAAUUCUCGUUCUGUUGGUGUAACGACCGGGGAAAGUAGCGCACCUGGAGUUGAUUUACAAAACCUGUACAAGUUUUAUGGACAGCUUGGACUAGCAUUGCAACCUUCUUUUACUGGUCCUCUGUACAUGCAUUACUUUCAGCAUCCUUCUGAGGAUGCAUAUGGUGCUGCUGGUCAAUAUAGUCCAUUGGCAUCGAGGGGGGAUAUUUUAGGCAGCCAUGAUGCUUUUAAUUCACAGAAAGGGCCUCCCUUGGUUGAUUAUACAGCAGAUCAGAAAUCUGAAACUCUGAGAAGUGGUGCGCUAAACAUUCCAAGUUCAAGAAAGGUAGGAGUUGCCAGUCCAAAUCCUUAUGGAAGCCCCCCCAGCUUGGGCAUCCUGAUGCAAUACCCAACUUCGCCUCUUCAAAGUCCAGUUCUUCCAGGAUCGCCAAUGUCUGGCAUGAGCCCAGGAAGGAAAAAUGAGAAUUUCAGGUUCCCUUUGGGUUCAAAUAGAAAUGUAGGGGCAUAUUCUGGAUGGCAGGCACAAAGAGGAAGUGAGAAGUUUGAUGACCCAAAACCAUUUUCUUUUCUAGAAGAGUUGAAAUCCAGUAAGGCCCGCAGAUUUGAGCUAUCUGAUAUUGCUGGACGUAUUGUUGAGUUCAGUGCUGACCAACAUGGGAGUCGGUUUAUUCAGCAGAAGUUGGAAAACUGUAGUGCUGAAGAGAAGAUAUCUGUUUUUGAGGAAGUUCUCCCACAUGCUCCAACAUUGAUGACUGAUGUGUUCGGCAAUUAUGUUAUUCAAAAGUUUUUUGAGCAUGGAAGCCCUGAGCAGAGAAAAGAACUAGCAAAUCAGCUUGCUGGCCGCAUUCUACCUUUGAGCCUUCAGAUGUAUGGGUGCCGGGUAAUUCAAAAGGCACUUGAAGUUAUUGAGCUUGAUCAGAAAACACAGCUUGUCCGGGAACUUGAUGGACAUGUCAUGCGAUGUGUACGUGAUCAAAAUGGAAACCAUGUUAUACAAAAAUGCAUUGAAUGUGUGCCAACAGAGAAAAUUGGGUUUAUCAUUUUUGCAUUUCGUGAUGAAGUUGCAACACUGUCCACACAUCCUUAUGGCUGCCGUGUUAUCCAGAGAGUCUUGGAGCAUUGUACUGAUGAUCAACAAAGUCAGUGGAUAGUGGAUGAGAUCUUGCAAUCUGCUUGUUCUCUUGCCCAGGACCAGUAUGGAAAUUAUGUUACCCAGCACAAUAUUCAGGGUGAAGUACUCCCCUCACCUCAGAGGGACCUGGAUUUCCACAUGGGGAACUGUAUAUUCAAUUUUCAAAAGCAGCAUGUUUUGGAGAGGGGAAAACCCCAUGAAAGAAGCCAGAUUAUUAGCAAAUUGGCUGGACAAAUUGUACAGAUGAGCCAGCAUAAAUUUGCAUCCAAUGUUAUUGAGAAGUGUUUGGAGCAUGGUGACGCUGCAGAACGAGAACUUCUGAUCGAGGAGAUUGUUGGACAGACAGAGGGAAACGAUAAUUUGCUGAUAAUGAUGAAGGACCAGUUUGCAAAUUAUGUGGUCCAGAAGAUUCUUGAAACAUGUACCAAUAAACAGCGAGAAAUAUUGCUUAGUCGUAUAAGAGUGCACCUGCACGCGUUGAAGAAAUACACAUAUGGGAAACACAUUGUUGCUCGGGUUGAACAACUUUCUGGCGAAGAAACCGAACCUUCAGAAUCAUAAUUCUUGGAAAAGGUUUCAUACCAAGUCCCAUCAGUAUGUCACCAUUGGUGAAAACUUCACAUGAAACCACAGGGUUUGUUAGCCCACUGGUAAAAUCUAAAAUACAGCAAAAGCCCUUCCCAUCCGAAAUUCAUUCGAAAGGCUCCGAACUGCUGGAAAGAUGUACAGGUCAGGCUUCUGUAAGUAGUUCUCUGAUGAUACAAGUAUAUGUGCCGUAAAGGUAGUAAAUACGUAUUUAUGUAUUCCUUGGGAUUUAUGUUCUAUGCAUGUAUAGCAUUUGUGCUAGCAUAGGUAGCAUUUUAACUAAGGAUGGCAUUCCGGAUGAUGCCAUCCUUGAUUCUGUGAGAAAUAGUUACAUGACUUAUCCAUUCUAUUUGCCACUGGUUGCUGAGUCUUCCUUGCUUUGCACAUUGAGGUACCAUUGGUGAGAUUGGUUCUGUAUUCCCCUUAAAGCUAAUAUGGUAGUUUUUAUGAAGUAAGAAGGUAUUAUACUA